CUCUCACUCACUCACUCACCCACUCUCUCUCCCUCUUCCUCUCUCCAACACUUCUCCCUCCUGCUCCCGCUAUGUCUCUUUUGUAGCCAAAGUAGCUCGCUGAAGCAAUCCACCGCAGUGCCUGGGACAGAUUGAGUGAAAGAAGGAGUGAGGGAUUUAGAGGAUGGGUAAGGAGGCUUAAGGGAAAACACACAGAAGAGAGAGAGAGGGAGGGAGGGAGAGAGAGAGAGAGAAGGGGAGAGACAGAGAGAGAGAGAGAGGGAAACCAAAAAUCCACCAAGCCUCCCCGCUGUGAGGUUUCUUGGCUACUGACGUGUGCGCACGACUCUCGUGGCAGGAUGAGUUCGUGCAGCAGCCGUGCGUUGACCAUCCUGUCCACAGUGUUUGGAGCCUGCGGGCUGCUGCUGGUGGGGGUGGCCGUGUCCACGGACUACUGGCUGAUCAUGGUGGAGGGCAUCAUCCUACAGCAGAACCAGAGCAUGGAGGUGAAGAUGGCGCUGCAUUCAGGCCUCUGGAGAGUUUGCUUCGUGGCUGGAUCAGAAAACGGGAGAUGUGUUGCGUCAGAGUACUUCACUGAACCCGAUAUAGAGAUCACCACUGAAAACACUGCAAACAUCCUCAAGAUGGUGCGGACAGCCACGCCCUUCCCAAUGGUGUCGCUGCUCUUUGUCUUCACGGCCUUCGUCAUCAGUAACAUCGGACACAUCCGGCCUCAGCGCACCAUCCUGGCCUUUGUGUCCGGCAUCUUCUUUAUCCUCUCAGGCCUCAGUCUGGUGGUGGGCCUGGUGCUCUACAUCUCCAGUAUUAAUGAUGAGGUGAUGAACCGACCCAGGGAGCCCGAGCAGUUCUUCAACUACCACUAUGGCUGGUCCUUCGCUUUCGCUGCCUCUUCCUUCUUACUCAAAGAGGGGGCCGGGGUGAUGUCAGUCUAUCUGUUUAUGAAGCGUUACGCUGAGGAAGAGAUGUACCGCCCCCACCCCGCACUCUACCGCCCCCGCCUGUCCGAGAGCAGCGACUACAGUGGCCAGUUCCUACACCCAGAAUCCUCCUGGCCCCCGCCAAAGCGAGGCCGCAGCACCUCUGAAGCCUCCAGCGACAUCUCAAUCCAGCUCAACCAGGCACCCCCAGCGCCACCCAAAAGCAAGCUCCAAACAGGUGGCCAGGGCAGCCCGCCUUCUGGGUCUUCUUCCGCAGGGAGCUACCAAAUGCCCCCGCAGCCUGCUGGAUACUCCUCCAUGCACACCCUAACCAGGUCGCACUCCUCACAUCCCCAGGGCCAGGCUCUUCCCAUGGCCAUGCCUCCAUCACCUGUACCUCCCCCUCACUAUCACACACACAUGCACAUGAGCGCCUCCCCCUGUUAAGAAGAGGGAGCAUUGGGGAGGACAGGAGAGACACUGUGACUCCUCAUAAUCAUGUAUACAGUACAUUUAGAUGAUGGAUGAAAGGAAAUGCUGAGCUUGGAGCACAGAUGAUGUGAGAUGAAGUGGGAGGGAGAAGUGAUCAAACAUAAAAAAUGUAGCGUUUGGAACAAUGUGAACCAAGGACAAAGGAGGCUUUGGAGAUAGAUUUAAAAGGAUUGUGGGGAUUUUACAGAAACUGUGAUGGAUGGAGAAAAAUAAAAACAGAAGAGUGAAAAAGAGGAAUUCAGUUUGCCACAAUGGAAAAAGGGAAAAAAGUGUUUCCUAGAAAGACUUUAGAGGUUAGGUUGAGUGACAGAGGAGAUAUAGGGGAGGGAGAGUGAAGCAGGGAGAGCGAGGUGCUGCGGUAUAAUACGAAGAUACUGCAGUGCUGCGGGAAAUUUGUAUGCACUUGGAAAUGUACAAUGCAAAACACUGAUCACAAAGACUGAGGAUGCACAUAGUUUUAUACAUUCAUAAUUCAUGACGAUACAUGGACUAUGUUUCCUUUUUACCUAACGGGUAAAGGUGGUAAAAUAUAUUCUCGUCUUCUCUGAAUUUCUUACAUCAUCAAUCCAGUUUCAUAACUCACAGUGUCAAAGUAGUGUUAUUAAUAUUAUGAAUUAAAAAUUAUUAGUUAACAAUAGAGUAAUCUGAAUUGAGAAAACUGUAUGUGAAUGUUGUUGACCUUUGUAAAAAUGAUACAGACAGAAGUGGAUGAUGUUCUGAAAUAUCAUAAGGAGAAAUCAACUUUAUGUUUUACAUAUUUGUUUAAGAUACAAAUUUCUAACUUAAUUGUACAUAAAACUGCACAUGAGGACUUCUAUAUAGCUGUUGUAAAUUAUGAAUUAGGCUUUGGCACAAGUCACAUCAAGAAAAUGUCUGACUCAUUCUGCUUUGGAUGAAGACUCUGCAACAGGCGUAGUACAACCAACAACACACCCUCUGGAUGCAGCGCACACGCCGGGUUGAAGGAGGAACCACUGAUACAGGGGUCUGAUGCCCUCUACUGGUCACUGUUCUGCACUGACCCUGGACCAGCCCCUGCUGGGCUCAGUUCACUAUGGGUUUUUUUUCAUGCACUCUUCCUUCCUCACUGACCUGCACUGUGUGUCAGUUGAUGGUGCAGCACAGAUGAGUUGAAACUGUUGUCCAUCCAGAGGUGGAGUUAUGGUGAAUGUCAGGAGCAACGAGAGGUGCCGUUUUGAACUGUAAAUGGAUCAAGAUAUAUGCGUAUAUGCUUUAAAGACUGGUUAGAGGAUUUUUUUUUAAAGCUUCAGUGCAUUUAUAUAUCUGGAAAAAUCACAUGAUGAAAGUAUUAAUUACAUUUGCACUUAACUGGUCAAAGGACAAUACCACUGUUUGUGAAAUGCAGGUCCUCUGUGGAGACCACAGCUUUUUUCCAAUAUUUUCCAUGGCUGUUUGUGACAGAGCAUCAAAGGUUUCUAGAGCAUCUGAAAAAAUAUGUUUGGAUGAAAAUGUGAUACUGAGGUCUCUCAUGUGCAACAAAAGAUUAUAUUAAUUAUCGGUUAAUCUGCUGAUUAUUUUCUCAAUAUAAUGUUUUUGUCAAUGAAAAUCGUGAAAAAGGCCCACAGCUCAAGGUGAUGUAUUCAAAUCACUUGUUUUAUUCAGCCAACUGUCCAAAGCCCAAAGAUAUUCAGUCUUCUCCCAUAUAGGCUAUUAAAUCUUCAUAUUUGCAAAGCUGGAACCAGAAAGUGUUUACACAUUUUACUUUGAGAAUGACUAAAAUGGUGAAUCUAUUAUCCAAAUAGUGUUUUGUUAAAGGACUAAUUUAUUAAUAUACUAGUUGUUUUCAAUGUGUUCACUUUUUCUGUACAGUGCAGGAAAAGUUAUGUUUGGCACUGUGUAAUAUUUCAAAGAUGAAAAGUUUUUCCUCCUGAUAAAAUGUUGCAUGUUAGAGAAAGUAUCAAGACUUUUGGACAAUCCCACAUUGGUCAGAGUAGCACUUCCUUCAACACCACAAUGUAGCAGGCUGCAUCGGACAUUGGAGGAUGUUUUAGCCACUUUUCUGUACACUUUAAUUUAAUUGGUUUUAGUUUUUUUGUAGAAACUAACAUAUUAUUUCAGAUACCAUAAAACCUGAAUGCUCCUAAAUACAGUGCAAUAUCUCAAAGAUGCAGAUUAGUAAUCCUGAGUAAGAAUUAUUCUCCAACAAGCAGGACCUGUACAUCAAAAACAGUCGUAUUUUAAUUUAGAAUAGUUUAUUUUGUUUGUUUUUAAGGCACAUCAUGCACAGGGGAUAUGUCGAUAUGAUAUAUCUCUCUAAUGAGAAUUAAACCACCGUGUCAUUGUGUAAUGGCUGGUUUUCAUUAUCACUGUGAUGCUGGAGAGAGGGAAACACACUGAUGUCCUAGAUGUGUGGGAUGAUAACGACUUACAGGGGAGAAUAUAAAGUGAGAUAUCAUCGUAUUUUCGCCUUCAUGCAGGGUUUUGUUGAGCAAUGCUGUGGAUUUUCAGCACAGCCCUGCUUUUUGUUUAUGCAGCUGCACAAAUUCAUGUUGAGGUGAAGCCCAGUGUAACCGCAGCCCUCUGUUGUUGGUUCUGCUGUUACAGUUAAGGGGUUAAGUGCCUUGAGCAAAGGGCACCUCAGCAGUAGUUGUUGAAGAAGAUCAAAGUAUUUCCUUUUCUAGAUUUUCCCAGCCAACGGGCAUCUAAACCUCCUGGUUAAAGGCCACCCCUCUAACCUAUAGUCAUGACCCCAUCAUGACCCUUCUGUUUCUUCCUCUACAGAAUUUGUAGAACUGUUUGAUAAUCAUUCACUGCCUCACAACUGCGGCAGUUCUUUCCUUUUUCAUCUCUGUACCUCUUUGUUUUUCCCUCUCUAACCCCAGCUCUUUUCUUUGCCUCUACAUGAUUACAUAAAAGGGUGUAGCUGUGCUUGCUUCUGCAUAAAGCCUAGACUUCUUGCACAUGACCAUCUUUGUAAAGACAAAAUGGUAAAACAAAUGCUUUUCAAUGCUUCAAUGGAACUGAUGCUGUAUAAUCUUGAGUUAUAUAAUUCAAUAGCAAUUGUGAUAAGAUCACUGUUCUUGAAAGUGUUGACAUAUGUCACUCACUUUCCUCUAAACAUGAAUAAAACUUUCAACAUGG
This is a messenger RNA of Dicentrarchus labrax (European seabass), 4511 nucleotides long. It is a transcript of the gene cacng7b, whose product is annotated as calcium channel, voltage-dependent, gamma subunit 7b. Bases 339 to 1364 code for a protein of 341 amino acids. Gene Ontology annotation, molecular function: channel regulator activity; voltage-gated calcium channel activity. Lineage: Eukaryota; Metazoa; Chordata; Actinopteri; Moronidae. Gene Ontology annotation, cellular component: postsynaptic density membrane; AMPA glutamate receptor complex. The record is from RefSeq and is a predicted model, not a curated record. Gene Ontology annotation, biological process: postsynaptic neurotransmitter receptor diffusion trapping; regulation of AMPA receptor activity; neurotransmitter receptor internalization. The transcript is spliced from 6 exons.